This is a messenger RNA of Hyposmocoma kahamanoa, 4495 nucleotides long. Its product is annotated as netrin receptor UNC5C-like. Lineage: Eukaryota; Metazoa; Arthropoda; Insecta; Lepidoptera; Cosmopterigidae. The transcript has 20 exons. Bases 187 to 4260 code for a protein of 1357 amino acids. Gene Ontology annotation, biological process: motor neuron axon guidance; netrin-activated signaling pathway. Gene Ontology annotation, cellular component: membrane. Gene Ontology annotation, molecular function: protein binding; netrin receptor activity. The record is from RefSeq and is a predicted model, not a curated record.
GGUUCGACCGAGGAAGAUUGGUCUGAUGAUAAAUAUUACUGGGAAACAAGUUCGGAGACAAAAAGCAGCGCGGAGUACUUGGAUAAUUAUCUGUCUCUCAAUGGAAGACUGAGAAGACAGUUUGCUUUUUCGUUAUUCCUUCAAAAUCCAACUGCAAAUGGGGUGUGUUCGCCGGUAUCGGCGUUAAUGCCUCUGGGAAAACUAGUAAUCGGGGCCUCAGGUACCAACCGCAAAGAACUACUCGCUGCCAUUGGAGUCAAUAAGCUAUCUGAGGCAAACAAGCAUUUUACAAAACUUAUAAAAGAUUUGAAGAGCACCACAGGUGUGACUAUUGGCAUCUGUAGUAGUGUAUAUAUCAAUAAAAAUAAUGAACUCAAGAGGGAAUUCAAGAAAACGGCUAAAGAAGUUUUUGGUAUAAGUGUAGAAAAAAUUGAUUUCAGUAAUCCGAAAAGGGCGGUAGAUAAAAUUAAUGCAUGGGUAUCGAAGCAAACAAAGGGCAAAAUUCAUAAUUUAUUAGCAGACAGUGACGUAACGCCGUCUUCUACUAUGGUUUUGGUCAACGCCAUUUACUUCUCGGGCAAUUGGUUAUACCCCUUUGAAAGAGCUACAAAGGGCAUUUUUAAUAGCCCACACGGAAAGCAGAAUGCGCUCAUGAUGCAUCUUACACAAUUAUACAAAUUUUACGAAAGUACAUCUCUUGACGCAAAGAUAGUCGAAAUUCCAUACAAUCUACGUAGUAAAUCGUCUCUGGUUAUAGCUCUCCCCAAAUCCAAAGACACAACUUCUCUGCUAUUGCUCCUAAAGGCACUUAAAGUGGCUCCAGAUCUACUCAAGGAUGCAAUAAAGAAAAUGACAUAUAGAAAAGUUUCUCUUACGAUACCCAAGUUUACUAUUGAAAGUAAAUUGGACCUUAAUGAGGAAUAUAAAAACAUUGGCCUUUAUUCAAUGUACAAAAAAGGUUUCAAGAAUAUUGUCGAAGGUACGGAGUUAUUCAUUUCGAAGGCAGUGCAAGCCGCCAUAAUACAGGUCGACGAGAACGGGACUUUGGCGGCGGCGGCUACGGCAACGACACUUCUGACAGCAACGGGUCCUGUCAAUAUAGUCGAAUUCACUGCAGAUCAUCCGUUUUUUUUCAUCCUGAAAGUAAGAGACCAGCAAUUAUUCGCCGGUACACUAAGUAUAAAUAUAUUUUUGUGUACACACCGGUCAGAUGACGAAACUCUUCAGAAACUCGAAACAGAAGAUUCUCAGCCAAUUGAAUUGAAACAUCAAACAAAUGAAGCUACUGACUAUUUUCUACCCCGUAUUUUCCCCAACCAUGAAGAAGAAGAUGAUGAUCGUCUAGACGAAGAAGACGAGAGCAUGUACGACUAUGACUACGAUAUGAAAGAUAAUUACAAAGAUACAGCCACAGAGAAGAGCGUGAAUGAUAAAAUACCUAUUCAUACGCCGAUGGACAAUUUGCCUAUGUUUUUAUUGGAGCCAGAAAACACUUACGUUGUUAAGAAUAAGCCUGCUACGCUAAAGUGCAGAGCAGCUAAUGCUUUAAAAGUAUAUUUCAAGUGUAAUGGAAUCAAGACGCAAGCUUCAAAUUUUGAGUUCGUUGAUCCUCAAACGGGUGUUAGGAUAAUAGAAGGAGAACAUAAAGUGACAAGGGAAGAAGUGGAAGAAUAUUUUGGCAGUGAAAAGUAUCAAUGUUACUGCGUCGCGUGGACCAGCACUGAACAUAUUAAAAGUCAACCGGUUACAAUUGAAUUGGCUUACAUAAAGAAGCACUUCACUGUGGCGCCCCAAUCGCAACUGGUGAAGCAGAACUCCCCUGUGACAUUCCGUUGCGAGCCUCCGCCAGCGGCGCCCUUUGCCCAACAGUACUGGCUCAAAAACGGCGCCCCUGUUGUAGUCAAUGACAAUGUACAAAUCACUAAGGAAGGGGAUCUUGUUAUUAAACAAGUUACUUUGCUGGACAUGGCAAAUUAUACAUGUGUUGCUGAAAACUUAGCUGGUAAGAGAAUAUCUAAUCCAGCAUUGUUAACUGUUUUUGUGAAUGGAGGAUGGUCAACUUGGUCUACAUGGACAGAUUGUUACUGUAGUCCGUCAAGGCAGAGUACAGGCAAGAAACGGGAAAGGACAUGUACAGCUCCGCGACCUUUGAAUGGUGGACAGCCUUGCGUGGGUCAGAGUGUACAGAGAAGUUCAGACUGUGUGGACUGUGAUUUAGAUUUAUACGUUGACGGUAUAGACGAGUUAGCAGAUGACGCCUCCGAUAUACUACAGGCCAAUAUGCCACGAACGCGCUGGUCUCAGUGGUCCGAAUGGUCGCCAUGUGACACCGACUGCCUUCAGACUAGACGACGGAGAUGCUUGACCAAUCUUGCAGUGGACUGUCCUGGGCAGGAUUAUCAAGUCGCUCAAUGUUUGUUAUGUGUGAGAACUUCGAAGUCACAUAUUGUUAAUGAAGGAGCGUCAUAUUGGCCACUUUUAAUAGCAUUAUCCAUAGCAUUCCUGCUCUUUAUAGUUGUUGCUGUACUUGUAAUCAAGUACAUGAAAAUCAAGAUGACUGAAAAUUCUCUUUACGCGAAACCACCACCAGGGUCGAAUUAUUUUAACAACGUAUUAAAAAGGACUCUAACCAACCAACCUGAUCUAACGAUUCACGAAGAAUUCCAUACGUUAGAUUCAAGAAGAACUAGAAACAUGAGCACUUCCACGCAUACUCGUCAAGAACACCUAUAUGAAGUACCACAACUUGCUAACAGCUACAUGUCUCCAAUAGACCACGAGGUAAGACCCGACCGGAGCAGCAGGCUCGCUAGUAAGGAUGUGGAGUCAGACCGCUCUGACUCCAGCUGCUUUUUAAGCUCGGGGUCGUCUUACAAUGAAAGCGUAGAAAUGUCACCGUCACUCAAAAACCACACAUCACUAGAAUCAAAACUCAACCCUAACUUAGAGACGGCAAUAUCAAAGAUUGUGACCAGCGAUGGGGAUUGGCUGAAUCUGGACAAAUGUGGAGUGAGCUUAUUUGUGCCUGAAGGUGUUCUUGACAAGGGCGAAGAAGUGUUUUCUGUUGAAAUCAUGGACGAGGAAUGGAACAAGCCUUUGUUGUUGGAAGGUGAGACCCAACUGAGUCCAGUUGUACGCUGCUGUCCCAAGAACUCUCACUUUAGAAAAGGUGUCGUGCUGUCCUUUCCACACUGCGCUUCGCUGAAGAACCACAGCUGGCUGUUUUACAUCCUGCAGAAACCAGAAGACGCAAGUUUAAGGGAGUGGCGCAAAGUUCUUUCAGUGGGCCAAGACACUCCAGGAACUCCAAUCUUUGCCCAAAUCGAUCCUUCUAAAGUUUACCUCAUGAGUGAAUUUUUAAGUGACUUCGUAUUGGUUGGUAAAAGUUUUAGCAGCUUCGAUAACAAACUACUGAAGCUCGCCCUUUUUGUCUCAAAAACUGAGGAUAGUUGUUAUAAUCUCAAAAUAGAUGUUUUUAACGAUACGCCCUUUGGUUUUUACGAGUGUUAUGAUAAUGAGAAACGUUGUGGUAGCACUUUACUUUGUGAUCCAAAAACAAUUUGCUUUCAAGAAAACUGUUCAGAUCUGUGUUUCAAUGUUAGAGAAGUUGGACAAGGGUGGAAGAUCAAAUCCGGGGCGAAAUACCAAGAGCUAUCGUACACUCAUCUUUGGAACAUGAAUAAAUAUUUGCAAUGCGUGUUUGUAUUGCAGCAAACAGAUUCAAUUAAUUGCUUAGAAUUAAACUUGUCCAUAUAUCAGAAACAAAAGCAAUGCAAUUCAGUCAAUUUCAACUUAAAGACAAACGAUUUUAACUCUAAUUUCAAAAGAUUAAGUACUUCGAGUGUGGAGUUAGGCUAUACUGUGAAUAUUUUCGAAAAUCCUUUUAAUUAUUCAUCUUUGAGUAAAAAAGCGGGUAGGUACGACUUUGUUUUUAAGAAUAGUAGUUACAAAAGUAACUUUAGUGUUGACAAUAAUUAUCGAACAAACAUGUUAACUAAAUCUGAUCGUGUUAUACUCUGCAAGUUGCUGGACUCGCAAACGGCUAAAGGCAACGACUGGCGUCUUUUGGCCGAGAAAUUUAAAAUAUCGUCAUAUUACAAUUAUUUUUCAAAUACUUGUUCACCAACUGAGAAUCUUUUGAACUUGUGGAUGUGUAGGAAUAAUGACGCAAAUAUGCUAAUCAAUUUGUCGAGGAUUUUCAGGGAAAUGAAUAGAAUAGACUGCGCUACUGUUGUUGAGAGAAGAUGUUUUGCAAAUUAAAAGAAAGUUUAUGUACUUAAGGCUGGCAUGUUCUGUUUGGACUCUUCAGGCGGCAGCUGCGUAAAGCGGGCUCUGGGCGAAGGUUACCUCAAGGUCGACGGGUUGUUUUAAUAAAUGACAAUCGAGAGCGGGUGUCGAAUUGAACUGGAUGGUGCCUUGAUUUUUUUUUUAUAACAUCAAGUGACGGGACGAACAAGCGUACGCCUGAUGGUAAGCUACAUGCCUGUUCAUAACA